UAGCCUAGCCCCAGCCGAGCCCCCCAGGGGCCCUGCUCAGGCCGCUCCUCCCACCCCGCUGUCCCCUAGACCCCCUUCUCGCUCACCCUGAAGCUGUGGGAUGCCUACGUACUCGAUGGGGAGAGGGUGCUCACGGCCAUGGCCUACACCAUCCUCAAGGUGCACAGGAAGCGCCUCCUGAAGCUGCCCCUGGAAGGGCUCCGGGAGUUCCUCCAGGACUCUCUGGCCCAGCCCUGGGCCCUGGAGGACGAGGCGGUGCUCAGACACCUUCGGGCCUCCAUGACUCAGCUCCGGAGGAUGCGGUGCGACCUGCCCCCCCCCAGGUGGGCUCAGGGCCCUGGUCCCUCCCGACUCGGCCUGCUGGGGCCACCCACAGGGGACAGAGCCCCCGGGGCCCCCGUCCUCAUCUCUGGGGCUCUCCUCUUCUGCUCCAGCCUCGGGGACCCCAGGCCAGGGCUGGGCGCGCGGGCACCCACUGCAGGGCCCGGGCACCAGUGUGGGGGGCUGAGCACAGGGUCAGGCCGGGGGGCCACGCGGGAGCCAUGAGGACCCCCAGGGCCCCCAGCGGGGGACACACAGCCUGCUGGAGACGCUGACCCCGUCGGCCUCUUUCCAGCGGGACCUGAGGAGUUCCCCACGAGGCCCCUGGGCCUGGAGCAAGAGUCCCGGGCCUCUCCUCCCUUCUCUGGCCUCUGAGAC
This is a messenger RNA of Canis lupus familiaris (dog), 699 nucleotides long. RefSeq names its product USP6 N-terminal-like protein. The transcript has 2 exons. NCBI's taxonomy places the organism in Eukaryota, Metazoa, Chordata, Mammalia, Carnivora, Canidae. Bases 139 to 546 code for a protein of 135 amino acids. The record is from RefSeq and is a predicted model, not a curated record.